AAAACAAUUCUUAGGAGAGCAAAUGUCGUUGGGGAGCAAGUGUCACUGGGGAGCAAGUGUCGCGGGAGCAAAUAUCUGGGGAGCAAAUGUCGUGGGAGCAACUGACUGGGGAGCAUCAUGCGUGUUACCGUAUUUAAUGGAAGAUUUUCAUUUAUAUUUAAUUUGAUUUUUGAUGAGUUAAAUAAACAAAUAUUAUCAUUUCCAUCAAGAAUAUUUAUUAAUAUUAAUGAACAUAUUUUAUAUUUGUAAUCAAAUGAACAAAUAAAUAAUGAAUAAUUUGAUUUGAUUUCACGCUCAAAUGAUUUUAAUAUCCAUAAAUCACCUGUUGUUGAAUUUAUGGAAAAUACAUCUUCAUCGUCAUCUAAAUUGGACGAAAAACAGAUUUAUUUCAUUUUAAUAAAAAAAGUAGAACCUGAAGUUUGAAUUUGAUAAAUAAUAUUAUCUAAAAAAUCUUGAUCAAAUGCUUAAAAUGUAUAAAAUAAUAAAAGAAAAUGGAUGAUUUUCUUUAUAGAAAAAAAUUUCACAAUUAAAAUAUUUCUCAUUAACUUCGAUAUCAAGAACAUCCUAUUAUGAUGAACUUGUUCCAUUAUUUCAUCUAAUGUCAAAUCUCGAAAAACUAAUUUUAUUUCUUUUUGUAAAAAGAAUUAAUUCGAUUUAUACUGAUGGUAUUCAUUUAAAUGAUGAAAUUCUUAUUCAUAUGCCAUGUUUAAACAAAUUUACUUUCAGUAUAACCACUCUUGUUUGCAACAGAGAUAGUUAUAUUAUUCUUCCUUCAAACGAUUAUAUUCAACGUAGUUUUAUCGAAAGAAAAUUUCAACAAAUUGGUUUCUAUGCUGAUGAUAAUACAAUGAAAAUUCGAGCUCGUUAUCAUAUUUAUUGA
Rotaria socialis is the source of this 880-nucleotide messenger RNA. NCBI's taxonomy places the organism in Eukaryota, Metazoa, Rotifera, Eurotatoria, Philodinida, Philodinidae. The record is from the annotation of a GenBank genome assembly.